UACUACGUUUGAAAGGUGCGUGGACUUGCUGGAGAGAGUUGUGUUGUCGUUUGAGUACAUAUUUUUUUACUUUAUGGUUUACACUUAGAGACACCGAUAAUAAUGGUGUGAGAAAGUGUGUAGCUAUUGUUGUUGGACGCUGAAAAGUGAAUCAAGGCUGAAAGCGCCACAGUUUUAGAAGUUGGACGUGCUGUCAAUUCUUGCGCGCUUUUUCAUUCGGUUUUGCCCUUCUCUUUGAUCUGCUCCAUUGCUGUGAAUAUCAACAGACUAUGUAAUUCUUAACUGUAGUAGUACACUUACUGCCCAGAAGAUAACAUACUUAUUUUUUGGGUUAUGACAUACACCAUAACUGAAACAGGUGUGACUGGUGCCCAUGUGAGGCUACUGACAGUGUGCUAUCAUGGAGGCAGAGAAAGCAGAACUUAAAUCAAUUCUGCGAGGACUGCUCAUUUCAUCCCCCAAGCAAAUGACAGUGCGUGAACUUGCGAAUGAUUUUUCGAGGCAGGAAGGACGUGAAUUUCCAUUUCAAAAGUACGGAUUUCGUACAUUUGUUGAUUAUCUGAGGACCAUAAAGGACACAGUUUUGCUGAGUGGAUUUCAGCCAAUUUAUGUGACUCCUGUUGUCAAAGAAAGCACAGCUCAUGUAAAUGAACUUGUUUUAAAACAGAAGAACAGUACUUCAAAGAAAUCCUCAUACAAAUCUCUGGAAAAAUCACAGAGGAAGAGGGGAUGGGUCCCUAUUGUAAUCCCACCUGACCCAGCAAAGACAUUACCAACUCUGCUGGAUAUUAAAAUACCAAGCAGAAACAAGUUUAUGCUAAAUGUGCCAGCAACGAGGAAAUCAACCCGAAACUCUACUUUGCACGGUUUCCCAAAAUCGGAAGUAGUUUCUGGAAAUAAAAACAUAAAUGGUGGUAAAAAUUACGCAAAAGUCGUUUAUGAAAAGGCUACAGAAAGUCAAGAAAGUAAUCUCCCACACAUUUAUGAAAGGAAGCAAGCUGAUGCAUGUAAUGUUCUUGAGAAUAAAAUGAAGACUGUAGCCAGUAAACCUUCUGAAAAAUGGGAAGACAUCUGUGAAGAAAAUAAAGGCCAUGACGACUCACUCUUUCAAAAGUACUGUGUCCAAAAUAUUAAGUUCAGAUCAAUAAAUAACAUUGAUGAGUGGUUUCCUAAAGAUAUACCUGAAAUAUCACCUCAGAAUUCUGUAAUUGUGAGUCAUGGAUUCAAAGACGAUGGAAAUAAUUUUGAACACUCUGAGAAUGUAAUCAACAAUAUAACUAAAAGUUCAGCUAUGGAAUUCAGUGAAAGGAAGACUGACAGCUCAUUGCUGUAUGAGCAGGACACAAAAACUUGUGUAAAAGGAACUAGCACCCCUUCCAGCCCUGUGUCCUCCAGUGGGAGCAGUUUUAAUGAAAGUUCAUUGCAUAAUAGGUUAUUUAGCGAGAAGACAGUGUCGAAUAUGAAGAAGUUGAUCAAAGACAAUCCCCAAGGUCUCUGGGCCUCUGAGUUUCCUGCGAUUUACAAGGAGCACUUUGGAGUGGCCUUGGAUUACCAUGCUUAUGGCUAUGUGAGCAUGGCAGCUGUAGCAGCUGCAUAUUCAGAUGUUUUUAUUUGUUUAAGACGAAGUUCAGCUGACUUUCUAUUAUUUGAUUCUGAGGCACCUCUGCCCAAGCAUUACGCGAACAGUGGUAACAUGAACUCCUUUGGCGUUGUAACAGAAGUUAUCAAGAGUAAUGUGGAGCGUUUAAUUGCAGAGUUUCCGACUGGUCUGCCUGUUGGAAAGUUCAAGGAAAUGUAUAAGUUAUAUUUUUCAGAAGAUUUGAAUGAAGAAGAAUUAGGAUUUUCAAGUUUGAACGCUAUGCUACAAACAUUACAUGAAGAAUUCAUCCUAAGGGUACGGCAAGUUGGGAAAAAUACGCUGUUAUAUCCUGCAAGAAAUCUUGAUUCUAUCCAGCAGGAACCACCUCUCUGCACUUCAGUGAUGGAGUAUGAUUCUGUUGAGCUCUACACUGCGUAUCCACCAGAAGUUCUGGACCCUCAUGAUACUAUACAGAAACAGCCUUUGCCACGCUUGCGAGGAGAUUUUCCAGUUCUUGUGUCAGAUGUGACUUCUCCUUCACACUUUUGUAUGAUUUUGUACGACAUCCGUCCCCAGCUUGAGAGUCUUAUGGAUGAGAUCCAGUUUUUUUAUACUACCGAAGGAGAAAAGUACAAAAUGCCACACAGUGCUAUUUGCAAAGGUUUGUUGUGCAUUGCACGCUAUGAGAGUAACCAAGAAUGGCAUCGUGUACAGAUCUGCAGCGUAAAGGAUGGAAUGUCUAAAAUCAAAAUAAAUUAUAUUGACUAUGGAACUGUGGGCUAUGUGAGAUCUGAAGAGCUAAGAUUUAUGCACAGAGAUUUUGCACAAUUGCCAAUGCAAGGAAUACCUUCACGUUUAGCAAAUGUUGAACCUGCUGUGGGUGAAUGGAAAAAGGAAGUAAGCAAUUACUUCUUGGAUCUGGUUCGUGGCAAAAUCUUAAUGGCAGUUAUUGACAGGACAAAUCAGGAUAAUCUUACUUCAGUGGGGCUCGUGGACACUUCUGGAGAAGAUGAUGUCCACAUAAAUGAUCAACUUGUCCUUACGGGACAUGCAAAGUUCAAAUAUGAUCCACCACAGAAAUCAACUGAUGUCUCCAUUGGCAAAAGUGAACUUGAGUUAUCAAAUAAUGAUUUUGAAAUGAAUACUUGGAAAUCAGAUGGAACAACUUUUCAUGCGAGGAGUUCACAAAUGGUGUUGACAGUUGUCUUGUGCCAAGUACUGUUACAGCAUCUGCUUGUAAUAAGAGAAAGGGCCUUUACCUUUCAGUGGUUCCAGAAAAGAUGUAAGAAAACUACAUUGCGAUUCAUUUGUUGUGGAGAUGAGAUAAGCUGCAGAACUCACCUGCUGUUUCCAUUGAACUGGGAUUUCCAAACAAUUUUGAAACAGAUCAUUGGAAAUCAGAAGGAAAAACUUCUAUGA
This is a messenger RNA of Schistocerca americana (American grasshopper), 2998 nucleotides long. RefSeq names its product tudor domain-containing protein 5-like. The record is from RefSeq and is a predicted model, not a curated record. Lineage: Eukaryota; Metazoa; Arthropoda; Insecta; Orthoptera; Acrididae. Gene Ontology annotation, biological process: spermatogenesis. The coding region runs from base 401 to 2998 and encodes 865 amino acids. The transcript has 16 exons.